Molecule: messenger RNA, 796 nt
Organism: Leptinotarsa decemlineata (Colorado potato beetle)
Lineage: Eukaryota; Metazoa; Arthropoda; Insecta; Coleoptera; Chrysomelidae
Cellular component (GO): extracellular region
Molecular function (GO): chitin binding
Source: RefSeq, a predicted model, not a curated record
AUGAUCUGAUUGUGUAAUUUUCGCAUUUGAAGAUUUGUAAAAACCGUGAAAGUGUCUCUCGAAAAGUAACAAUGACGAAACUUACUUUCACUGCUUUCACCAUUAUCCUGGCUUCAGUUGUAGUAUCUGCAAUACCUGAAGGAAAAACAAGUAAGUCAUCAUCUUCAGCACCAACAGAACCUGCAGAUCCAGCAACAACUUCUACGCUCGAUCCAAAUUCUUCAACUGCAUCUUCGACAGUGAGAACAACGCCUUCAGAUUCUCCGACAGUGGAAACAACGCCUUCAGAUUCUCCGACAGUGGAAACAACGCCUUCAGAUUCUCCGACAGUAGAAACAACGCCUUCAAAUUCUUCGACGGUGACACCGACGCCUUCAAAUUCUUCAACGGUGACACCGACGCCUUCAAAUUCUUCAACGGUGACACCGACGCCUUCAAAUUCUUCGACGGUGACAUCGACGCCUUCAAAUUCUUCGACGGUGACACCGAGUCCUUCGUCAGUGACACCGACGCCUUCAACUCCAAUACCAGAGCCAGGAAAAUUGUGUGUUGGGAAAGAAGAUGGCGAGUUUGUUUCUGAUCCAUUCGACUGCUCCAGAUAUAUUGAAUGCGUUGAAGAGAAGGAAUACUACUUCCGUUGCCCUCGCGACCUCUACUACGACAAAUCAACCCGAGAAUGCAGCUCUGCCUCUUCUGAUCGUUGCUAGUUCUGGAAAAAUGUUUCAAGUGUACCACUUCACAUAUCACUCAUAACUUUGUUGAUGUAUGAAAGAAAGUAAAAUGGCAAUUGAAAAUU